Diachasma alloeum is the source of this 566-nucleotide messenger RNA. RefSeq names its product MICOS complex subunit MIC27. The record is from RefSeq and is a predicted model, not a curated record. Gene Ontology annotation, cellular component: MICOS complex. Gene Ontology annotation, biological process: cristae formation. Lineage: Eukaryota; Metazoa; Arthropoda; Insecta; Hymenoptera; Braconidae.
CACAGUUCCUUAUUUUCAUGGAAUGACUGCUACUAGAUGUCGUUUUGAAGUUUUGACUGGAAUAAAUCCGAGAGUACUUCUAAAAUAAUAUUUUAGUUAUGAAUAUGCGAAAAUACUCUCACUUGACUUGAAUGAAUUUUUAGUAAUAUUAUUUUAGAAAUUUGAAUUGUUCGGUCGGAACUUUAAUCCUCUUUUUUCAAAUUAUUGGUGCUCCAAAAAGGCUGUCAACAUGCAGAGUAUUAAGCUCUUCAAGAAAUUCCUGAUGCCGGGUGGGCUCUGCGCUGCAGUGCCAAUGGCGAAGCCUCAGCCAACAUCUCCAGAUAAACCAGUGGAGUGCAGUAGCGAAGUUUCACCGAAAAGGUUGAUUCGCCCUUCGGAACUGCCGAUUUACGUGCACGAACCGGCGAGUCAACAAAUUCCAUGUGUUAAUAAUCAGGAUUCGCCGAGCAUGUUGGAGCAGGGAUUCGGAACUGUUCGAAAUAACGUUCAGGGAGUUUUAAAUGAAUACACUAUGGUCACUAGUACAGUUAGUGAUAAAUUCAAUACGGCAGUGGAACACAGUCAGU